GUUUAGUUUUCUUUUCUUUCUACACUUCGCUGUUGUUAGCUAGUGGAUAAGCGUUUUAUUUCGAUUGUUGUUGCAUUAAAUGUACGCUCGAUUUUUGUGUCUACUGUAGGCGGUGGUACGAUAACUUUGGAUAAAAAAAAAAAAACAAACAAACAAAACAAAGCUAUCUACAGUGAAAAAUAGAAGCGACGUAAGAGAUAACACACACUCAACACAAUGCUCCGUAUCUUCCGCAAUGCCAUCCUGGACAAACGCAUCACCCGCAAGACGUUCUCCUUCUCAGCCAUUGCGGCCAAGCGCUACGUCAUAAAGGAUCACUACGAGUUCGACCAGAAGGUGAUAAACAGCGACAACCCGGUGAUCGUCAACUUCCACGCCGAAUGGUGUGACCCGUGCAAAAUACUUACCCCGAAGAUGACGGAACUGCUGGAGCCGUCGGAGGAGAUCGAUCUGGCGAUCGUCGAUGUGGACGACAAUGCGGAGCUGGUGCAGACGUUCGAGGUGAAGGCGGUCCCCGCCAUCCUUGCCUUCCGGAACGGUGUGGUGGUGGACAAAUUCAUCGGCCUGGUGGACGCGAACAUGAUCGAGAAUCUGAUUGGCAAGCUGACGAAGAAAAAGGCCACCUAAGGACCGGCCGCAGACAAACGGUCCCUGGGGUGUGUGUUUGUAUGUGCGCGCGCGCGCGCGAGUGUGUGAGUGUAUGUAUGGUGGAACCGGAUGCACGUGCAUGGAAUUUUAGCGCAAAAACGGAGAUGAGCCGUGCACGGGCACGGAUUUCGUUAGAUAUACCAAGUUAGCAUAGGAACGACUACCCCCUAGAACGGCAGAAAUGAGAAAAGUGACAAAAAAAAGCAAUUGUGUGCAUUCAAAAGGUUCACAUGUGGUGGUGUGCGAAACAUCGCGACCUUCGUGCCACCCCUUCCUCUUAUACUACUACGAUAGGCAUUGUGUGAUUGUACAGUGAUCGAUUGUAUUGUUUUGUUUUUUUGUUUUUCUGUAAGAGGCCACACACCAGGGGUGAAGCGAUUUUAUCUUUUAAUUUACGAUCGGAAAAUAUACGGGAAAGCGAAAACAA
Molecule: messenger RNA, 1075 nt
Organism: Anopheles gambiae (African malaria mosquito)
Lineage: Eukaryota; Metazoa; Arthropoda; Insecta; Diptera; Culicidae
Product: thioredoxin, mitochondrial
Exons: 3
Coding region: 217-627 (136 amino acids)
Cellular component (GO): cytoplasm
Molecular function (GO): oxidoreductase activity, acting on a sulfur group of donors, disulfide as acceptor
Source: RefSeq, a predicted model, not a curated record